Lacerta agilis (Sand lizard) is the source of this 1497-nucleotide messenger RNA. It is a transcript of the gene MAP6, whose product is annotated as microtubule associated protein 6. NCBI's taxonomy places the organism in Eukaryota, Metazoa, Chordata, Lepidosauria, Squamata, Lacertidae. The transcript is spliced from 4 exons. Gene Ontology annotation, cellular component: cis-Golgi network; dendrite; Golgi-associated vesicle. The record is from RefSeq and is a predicted model, not a curated record. Gene Ontology annotation, biological process: regulation of microtubule cytoskeleton organization; dendrite morphogenesis; positive regulation of axonogenesis. Gene Ontology annotation, molecular function: microtubule binding; calmodulin binding. The coding region runs from base 80 to 1414 and encodes 444 amino acids.
CUCGGGAGGGGGAGGAAGAGAGGUGAGUAGGUGCUCCCCAAACGUGGAGGGAGGAGUGGAGCUGGACCAGGCUGCCAAGAUGGCCUGGCCUUGCAUCAGCCGGGCUUGCUGCAUCGCCCGCUUCUGGAACCAGCUGGACAAAGCCGACAUCGCCGUGCCUUUGGUCUUCACCAAAUACUCGGAAGCCACCGAGAUCCACGGGACCCAUGUUUUUGUGCAGCAGCAGCAGCAGCAGCAGCAGCAGCACCUGCCACGCCCAUCCUCGGCCAUCGAGACCCAGCCCGCUGCCCUUGGCGGGGGUGACCUGGAUGCGGUUGCCAGGGCGACCUCUGCAGCUGUGGACCAAGCGGCCCCGGGGGGCCAUCAGAAGCCCGGGCAGACGAAAGACCCGUCGGCCGACUCGGUGAUGCGCCAGGACUACAAGGCUUGGAAGGUGCAGAGACCCGAGCCCAGCUGCAAGCCGAAGAGCGAGUACCAACCGUCGGACACGCCCUUCGAGAAGGAGAGCCAGUACCAGAAGGAUUUCCGCGCCUGGCCCAUCCCCAAGAGAGGCGACCACCCCUGGAUCCCCAAACCUAUGCCCAUUCCUGCGGUGGAUCUGGACAAAGGCUCCAAGGAGAGGCCCGGGAGCCUGGAGAGGAGGAGGAAGACCCACGUGGCUCAAGAGAAGGAGGAGAGAGGGAAGGAGGAGGAAGCCAACCCCACCAAGCCUGAAGAAGCGAGGGUCAAGAAGACCAAGAAGAAGGUCCUUGUAUCCGAGGGCGACCCGCUGGAGCAGCAGCAGCAGGUGGCGGCCGGGUAUUCCACUUCGCUCGACACCGGCAAAGGACGGGCAGCCGUAGAUGCGCUCAACCGGCAGAUCAAGGAGGAAGUCACAGCCCGGGUGAGCACCUCCUCCUACAGAAAUGAAUUCCAACCCUGGACAGACGUCAAGCCGGUGAAAGCCAUCAAAGUCAAGCCCCAGUACAAAUUUCCGGAGGGGAAGAUGAACCACAAAACGAGCUACAGCACCCAGUUCACUGUCGAAGGGGCGAAGCCCGGCCCUUCGGAUAACAAAUUCCUCGAGCAUCGGAGGAUACGGAGCCUGUACAGCGAGCCCUACAAGGAAAUCUCAAAGGUGGAGAAGCCGAGCCCUCAGCCUUCUAAGCCAAAAAAGACGACCACAAGCCAUAAACCCCUGAAAAAGCCCAAAGAUAAGCAGAUGGUUUCGAGCCGGUCGUCCAAGAAAAAGAGCGCCGAGGGGCCCAGCGGCACAAGCGCCGAGGAAAAGGAGAAGAGUAAAGAGAUGAACAAUAAAUUGGCCGAGGCGAAAGAUGCCUCCGAUAAAACAACCGGUGCUACAGACAAGGAGCCCAUUUCCUUAGGACGGGACCAACUGGUCGAGGUUAAGCCCCUGCCUUCUAUUCCUGAGUAAGCAGUCGGGACAAGCAUGUAGCCUGCAUGAAACUUAUAAAAGACUUAUUUGAAUAAUAGUACCAAGAAAAUAAUAAUAAUUCA